AUGGAGGAGAUUAAGUUUAAGGACAGAGCAGUCUACGUGCUGGAGAGAGAGUUAGGGGUUCAAGCCGGGCAUGCUCAGAGACUGCAGCUCCAAAAGGAGGCUUUAGAUGAACAACUUUCCCAGAUCAAAGAGUCUGAUCGGCAUCUGAGCAGCCCCAAGCGGGAACUUCCUUAUGCAAGUGGUGCAGGAGACGCUUCAGAUCAUUCGGGAAGCCCCGAACAGCAGUUGGAUGAAAAGGACGCCCGGCGUUUCCAACUGAAAAUCGCCGAGCUGAGUGCCAUCAUCAGGAAGCUGGAGGACCGGAACGCACUGCUGUCCGAGGAGAGAAACGAGCUGUUAAAACGUCUUAGAGAAGCUGAAAGUCAGUAUAAGCCCAUUUUGGACAAAAACAAACGCCUUAGUAGGAAGAAUGAAGAAUUGUCACAUGCCUUACGUCGAAUGGAAAAUAAAUUAAAAUUUGUAACGCAAGAAAAUAUAGCAAUGAGGCAAAGAGCUGGAACAAUAAGGAGACCGAGCUCUUUAAAUGACCUUGACCACAGCCAGGAAGAAAGAGAAGUUGAUUUCCUGCGACUCCAAGUUAUUGAACAGCAAAAUAUCAUUGAUGAGCUCUCCAAGACCCUGGAAACUGCUGGCUAUGUGAAGAGUGUCAUGGAACGUGAUAAGCUGUUAAGGUAUAGGAAGCAGAGGAAAAAAAUGACAAGAAUUCCUAAGAAGCCAGUUGUGGAGACGUUUUUCGGCUAUGAUGAAGAAGCUUCCAUGGAGUCUGAUGGUUCCUCUAUCUCAUACCAAACAGACCGGACAGAUCAAACCCCUUGCACUCCUGAAGAUGAUUUGGAAGAGGGCAUGGCCAAGGAAGAGACAGAACUGCGGUUUCGGCAGCUGACGAUGGAGUACCAGGCUCUGCAACGAGCAUACGCCCUAUUGCAAGAACAGGUCGGAGGAACAUUGGAUGCAGAACGAGAAGUUAAGACACGUGAGCAGCUUCAAGCCGAAAUACACCGAUCUCAGGCUCAGAUAGAAGACCUGGAGAAGGCCCUUGCUGAGCAGGGGCAGGACAUGAAGUGGAUUGAGGAGAAGCAAGCAUUGUAUAGAAGAAAUCAAGAACUGGUAGAAAAGAUAAAACAAAUGGAAGCCGAGGAAGCUCGCUUAAAACAUGAUGUCCAGGACGUUAAGGAUCAAAACGAACUCCUGGAGUUCAGGAUCUUGGAGCUUGAAGAAAGAGAAAGACGAUCGCCUGCCAUCAACUUCCAUCACGGUCCUUUUACAGAGGGGAAAAGCCCUCUGCAAGUGUACUGUGAGGCAGAAGGUGUAACAGACAUAGUAGUAGCAGAGCUGAUGAAAAAAUUGGACAUUUUAGGGGAUAACGCCAAUCUGACCAAUGAAGAGCAAGUAGUUGUCAUACAAGCAAGGACAGUUCUCACGUUGGCUGAAAAGUGGCUACAGCAGAUAGAAGUGACGGAGUCUGCGCUGCAGCAGAAGAUGCUGGACCUUGAGAAUGAAAAGGAGCUGUUCAGCAAGCAGAAGGGCUACCUGGAUGAUGAGCUCGACUUCAGGAAACAGUCCUUGGACCAAGCUCACAAGGUGAGGAAAAUCAGUCUUGGCUGA
This is a messenger RNA of Phaethon lepturus (White-tailed tropicbird), 1605 nucleotides long. It is a transcript of the gene JAKMIP3, whose product is annotated as Janus kinase and microtubule interacting protein 3. Gene Ontology annotation, molecular function: kinase binding; microtubule binding. The record is from RefSeq and is a predicted model, not a curated record. The transcript has 16 exons. NCBI's taxonomy places the organism in Eukaryota, Metazoa, Chordata, Aves, Phaethontiformes, Phaethontidae. The annotation marks the transcript as partial.